UCAGUCGAACCGUUCGGCCCCGACGGCUGCUCUUCUUCCUCCCCGCGACCCAUUUCCUCCCUUCGCUCCCCCAGCGCGCGCCGCUCUCCACGCGGUCGGCCCGUGCGCCGCCCUCCACACUCCCCUGCCCAGCUGCAGCUCGAGUCCGACUGGUGCGGAAGCACCCUCCUUUCCCACGACUUCUCUGUUCUCUCUCUCGGCCUUGGUCUUCCUUUCCUAGCGGCGACGACAGGGCGAGUUGCGCUGCCCGUUGUUCGUCGAGCGACGGGCGCUUCGCCGGCGACGAACAUCCGACAGGGGUUGUGAUCUUUCAGCCGUAGGCGCGAGAUUUGUCUUUGCUUGAACUGAGUGACAGUAAAACGGAGACCGGUUAGCGUUGUUCCUGAAAUCUGUUGGUUCAUGGGGAGUCAGACAAUGGCAUCAAAGGCUGGUGGAGGUGGAGGGGGCGGGGGCGGCGGUGGCGGUGCCGGUGCAGCACAACGCGGGCAGAUGCAGAACCUGUCAAGACAAGGGUCUUUGUAUAACCUCACCCUUGAUGAGGUGCAGAGCCAUUUGGGAGAACCCCUGCAUAGCAUGAACCUUGACGAGUUGCUUAAGAGUGUCUUUCCUGAUGGCCUGGAGCAUGAUGGUGGCACUACCAGCCAGUAUGAGCAGACUUCGGGCCUCUUGCGACAGGGGAGCAUCACCAUGCCACCUGAGCUCAGCAAGAAGACUGUGGAUGAGGUGUGGAAGGGCAUCCAAGAUGCACCGAAGAGAAAUGUCACAGAGGGUGGUCGGAGGAGACGGGAGCGGCAGCCAACGCUUGGGGAGAUGACUCUUGAGGAUUUCUUGGUGAAAGCUGGGGUUGUCACACAAGGAUAUCUGAAGGACUUGAACGAUGUAGGCAAUGUGGAACAGGUUGGUAGUGCUGGGGUUUCUGGUUUGACGGCGGGAGCACAGUGGUUAGACCGCUAUCAGCAGCAGAUUACAGCUAUUGAGCCCCAUCAGCAUGGGCAACAUGGUGUGCCAGGUGCUUAUAUGCCGAGUCAGUUAGCCCUUCAGCCACUGAACGUUGGGCCGGGUGCUAUUCUGGAAUCAUACUCUGAUGGCCACAUUACCUCGCCAAUGAUGGGUGCACUUUCUGAUUCCCCCACACCUGGUAGGAAGCGCGGUGCCCCAGGAGAUGUGGCGGAUAAGUUGAUGGAGAGAAGGCAGAAGAGGAUGAUAAAGAAUAGGGAGUCAGCUGCUCGUUCAAGGGCUAGGAAGCAGGCCUACACUAAUGAACUGGAAAACAAGGUAUCUCUAUUAGAAGAGGAGAAUGAGAGGCUAAAGAGGCAAAAGGAGUUGGAGAAGAUACUUUUCUCUGCGCCUCUGCCAGAACCCAAAUAUCAACUGAGGAGAACAGGCUCAGCAACUUUCUGAUUAUGUCCAGAAUAUCUAGUUUUGUAGUUCUCUAAGUGCUGUGGCUUGUAAGUUUUUGCCUCUUUGGCUUAGAAUCAUUUGCUAACUUGGGAGUUUUUGGCUUAUCCUAGCUCGAUGGUUUGCUCUCUAGAUUAGCAGGAGCCUAGCAUGUGCUGUCUGAGCACCGCCGUCUCUCUCCUGAGGCCUUGCUACUAGCCUAGUAUGUAAAUCUAAAUCUGCAGGACGCAUUUAGGUGGUUGUAGCUUUCUUUACAUGGUGACUUAACCCCUGCUCUUCCAUGUGUGUGAUUCUGAGCUCGCGAAACUUGCAUCAUGCCAAAUGGAUACAUAUAACUAUGAGCAGUAUGAUUUUUUUUUUUGAA
Molecule: messenger RNA, 1762 nt
Organism: Setaria italica (foxtail millet)
Lineage: Eukaryota; Viridiplantae; Streptophyta; Magnoliopsida; Poales; Poaceae
Product: ABSCISIC ACID-INSENSITIVE 5-like protein 2
Exons: 4
Coding region: 400-1401 (333 amino acids)
Biological process (GO): positive regulation of DNA-templated transcription
Cellular component (GO): nucleus
Molecular function (GO): DNA-binding transcription factor activity
Source: RefSeq, a predicted model, not a curated record